Callorhinchus milii (elephant shark) is the source of this 6542-nucleotide messenger RNA. It is a transcript of the gene rbbp6, whose product is annotated as retinoblastoma binding protein 6. Gene Ontology annotation, biological process: protein ubiquitination; mRNA processing; ubiquitin-dependent protein catabolic process. Bases 581 to 6148 code for a protein of 1855 amino acids. Gene Ontology annotation, molecular function: ubiquitin protein ligase activity; nucleic acid binding; zinc ion binding. The transcript has 17 exons. NCBI's taxonomy places the organism in Eukaryota, Metazoa, Chordata, Chondrichthyes, Chimaeriformes, Callorhinchidae. Gene Ontology annotation, cellular component: nucleus. The record is from RefSeq and is a predicted model, not a curated record.
CCAUCCGAGGGAGAGAAUGAGAGUAAGUGAGCUCCUCCCGAGGUCGGUGUCUGAGUGAGGAGGGGGAAAAAAACACGAGUUUCGUUGCAACUGGAUUUUGCUUGAAAAGAAACCGAAGGAAGAGGAAAAGCGUGGACACGUUCGCGGCCUCCUUUCCCUGUAACAUUCGUGUACAUGUGAGACAUUUAAAACUAGCCACGCCGACGUCUACUGCAUUGCGGCUCGAUAAUAUCAAGGAAGAGGAAAAAAGCGAAUAUUCCCGAACUUUAUUUUGAGGAAAAAACCUUGGACUUAGUGCAGUUUCAUGGACAUUUAAACUAUACCAUUGACUUUUGAACUAUCCAGUUUAUUUAGUGAGUAAAUACAGCUAGUAUUUAAUUUUGUGCUAUGUGCAGUUAAAAAGGAAGUUAUUUCCUGAUUUUUCUUACAAUACAGUGUUUUCUUAUAAAUGCUUUCCAGGCAUGGAGACUUAUUAAAUUGUGAAAAAGCGGAUUUUUUUGUUUUUGUGUUUUGCAGUGUUAAAAGGUUAAAACGUUUUUCUUGUGGGUAAGGCUUGGUCCCAUUCAAACAAACAAACAAAAUGUCGUGUGUGCAUUACAAAUUUUCCUCUAAACUGAACUAUGACACGGUCACUUUCGAUGGGCUUCAUAUAUCUCUGAGUGAUCUGAAGAAGACCAUUAUGGCCAGGGAGAAGCUGAAGGCGGCAGACUGUGAUCUACAGAUUACCAACGCACAGACUAAAGAAGAGUACACGGAUGACAAUGCCCUUAUCCCUAAGAAUUCAUCCGUGAUUAUAAAAAGAAUUCCAAUUGGAGGAGUGAAGUCUACUAGCAAAAUGUAUGUCAUAGACCGUUCAGAACCAACAAGUGGGACGUCGAAAGCAAUUGAUGACUCUGGAACAUCUAUCACUCUGGCCCAGCUUACAAAGACGGCCAAUCUGGCUGAAGCGAAUGCCUCUGAGGAAGAUAAAAUUAAAGCCAUGAUGACACAGUCUGGUCAAGAAUAUGAUCCCAUCAAUUACAUGAAGAAGCCAUUGGGACCACCUCCACCAUCAUACACGUGUUUUCGUUGUGGAAAACCGGGGCAUUACAUUAAAAACUGCCCAACUAAUGGGGACAAAAACUUUGAAUCGGUGCCAAGGAUCAAGAAGAGCACAGGAAUUCCCCGCAGUUUCAUGGUGGAAGUUGAUGAUCCAAACAUGAAGGGUGCGAUGCUUACCAACACGGGAAAAUAUGCCAUUCCCACCAUUGAUGCGGAAGCGUAUGCACACGGCAAGAAGGAAAAGCCACCAUUUUUGCCAGAGGUGCCCUCCUCCUCCUCUGAAGAGGAAGAUCCUAUUCCCGAUGAGCUGCUGUGCCUUAUCUGCAAAGAUCUGAUGAUGGAUGCAGUUGUCAUUCCGUGCUGUGGGAACAGUUACUGUGAUGAGUGUGUCAGGCAGGCACUGUUGGAAUCAGAUGAGCACACCUGUCCAACCUGUCAUCAGUCAGACGUGUCUCCUGAUGCUUUAAUCGCAAACAAAUUUUUACGGCAGGCUGUGAAUAACUUCAAGAAUGAAACUGGUUACACAAAGCGAACUCGUAAACAGCAACAGCAGCAACAGCAGCAGCAACAGCAGCAACAACAGCAGCAGCAACAGCAACCAGCCCAGCGACCGAGACAACAGCCUCCAUCCUAUCAGCUGCCCAGUCAGCAGCCUAGCCUUCUCCCCAGCCUGCUCAUCCCUCAGCCAACUCUCCCAGUGACCAGAGGGAUAAUUUCUAAACCCCCAGACCUGCCCAUCUCAUCUUCUGGACACGGCCAGACCCUCAUUCCAGCUACAUCUCUGAAUCCUGCUUCUGUCCCAAAGCGUGCUCCCUCGCCUGUGAAAACCAGCAGAGCGCCAGUAUCCUCCACUGUUAAUAUCACUGCACCUGAAGUAUCAUCAACAGCUGCUUCUGUUCAGCUACCUCCAAAGCACGAGGAAGGGGACAUGCUAGAGCUCAGUAAGCCGGUUAUGGUUACGGUUACCACUGGAAUAGCCACCGGCAAUCCCAACAUGUGUGUUACCAGUACCUCUGCACUGAAGGGAUAUCAGGUUCCUGUUCUUGGUCAGCCAUCAUCACACGGACACUCCAUCCCCACGACAGGUCAGCCAAUGCGGCCUGGAGGCAUCCGGCCUGCGGGAGGCCGACCUGGGUGGGAAGUGGCAUCAAACCGAGGACAUCCCCCAGGUGACCGCUGCUUAAGGAACCGGGCUCAAGGCCUCGCCAAUCCCCCACCAGUCUAUGUGCCACCUCCCACCCUGUAUCCCCCACCACCUCACCCUGUUCCUCUCCCUCCUGGAGUCCCACCCCCUCAGUUUCCUCCACAGUUUCCCCCUGGCCAGCCACCACCUUCGGGAUUCAGUGUCCCUCCACCAGGAUUCCCUCCUGCUCCUGCCACCAUCACUGCCCCCUGGGUACCUCCUACCACCCCAGCAGCUCCUGCCAACGUGAUUGGCACAGUGACCCAAGCACCACCUCUGUCCAGGGAAGAGUUCUACCGCGAGCAGCGACGGCUGAAAGAAGAAGAGAAGAAGAAAUCCAAGUUGGACGAGUUCACUAAUGACUUUGCCAAGGAGCUGAUGGAGUACAGGAAGAUCCAGAAGGAGCGCCGGCGUUCCUAUUCCAGGUCUCGAUCACGUUCAUACAGUGGCUCCUCUUUCAGCGGAAGCUCAUACUCCUAUUCCAAGUCCCGGUCUCACUCCUCACGCUCGUACUCCCGCUCAGUCAGUCGCUCGCCGAGCCGCUCCUACUCCAGGUCUCCUUCCUAUCGCAGAGGGAGUGGGAAAGGUCGCAGCUAUCGCUCCAGGUCCCGGUCUCGUGGCUUUCACAGAUCUCGCUCCAGGUCCCCGUCCUACAGAGCCUACCGCUCCCGCUCUCGCUCUCCCAACUACAAGCCCCAUUCUCCUUACAAGCGCGGAGCUGCGCAGGCCGAGAACGACCGGGAGUAUUACGAUCAUUACCGGGAGCCGCCUCCCUACGACUCCCUACGAGAGUUCUACGACCGACCUCGCGAUACCAGAGACCCGUUCGAGAGGGAGAGGUACAGGGAGUGGGAGAGGCGCUACAGAGCCUGGUAUGAGUAUUACAAGGGCUGCAAUAGCGGCAAUCAGCCAAGGCCCAGGUCUCCCACCAACAAAGAGCACUUUUCUCCGGAACGCUUUGGCACCCCCGGGACCAGGCGGGAUAACUCCCCGCACGGGCGAGGCCGCAGGGAGGAGUACGUGACCGAGCCGGUGGCCCCCAGGGGACGAACUGCGGGGACCGCCAGCAACUACCCUGAGAAAUACUCCUACAGAGAGAGUCACGGUGUGAAGGAGCUCCGAGAAUCCAAGGAGAAGGAGGUGACGAGCGCCAGCGCAGAGUCCAAGGGGACGAAACACAAGAAACACAGGAAGAAGAAGAAGGAGGACUCGGAGCCCCGUUCCAAUCCCGAGGCUUCCCGUGAUGGGAAGAAAGUCACUGAGGCUGCGGGCGACGAAGGCAAAGGCUCCUCCUCCUCGCUGCUCCUGCCUCCCAGCAGAGACGAUGCCACGCCUGUGAGAGAUGAGCCCAUGGAGGGCGACUCGGUUCCUUACAAGAGCUCCUCGGAGAAGGAGAGGAAGGAGAAAGCCAAGGGGAAAGGGGAGAAGGUGAAAAGGAAAGCUGAGAGCAGCAGCGUGCCGAAGAAGGAAUCCUCGGGAAAGGCGGCCAAGACAUCCCAGGAAAAGACGGCAGAGAAAGAGCGAGAGAAGGAGCGAGAGAAAUCCCCUCACAGCGAGACCAGCGCCAAGAGGGUGAAGGAUGAGGUUCCUCAGAAGUCAGAGGGCCCGAAGCUACAUUUGUUGGCCAAGAGCGAGAAGUACUUUCUCCCAAGAAAGGUGCAGCAGAAAAUGGGGAGAGACUACCAGGAGACCAAGGUGGUUAAAGAGGAGAAACCAAGGAAAGAUUACCAGCGGGAGGACAGCAAGCGGGAGGACAGCAAGCGGGAGGACAGCAAGCGGGAGGACAGCAAGCGGGAGGACAGCAAGCGGGAGGACAGCAAGCGGGAGGACAGCAAGCGGGAGGACAGCAAGCGGGAGGACAGCAAGCGGGAGGACAGCAAGCGGGAGGACAGCAAGCGGGAGGACAGCAAGCGGGAGGACAAGGCGGGCACCAGGGGGGAGGAGAAGGUCAAAAAGCCGGUCAAAGUGGACGAGAAGCCGAGCAAAAGCGAAGCCAAAUCCGACAAACGCAAGAGGAAACCUGAGGAGAAGGCCAGCGAGAAGGAGCUGGGAACGCCGCCCACAAAAUCCUCCAAAGUGGAGCCGGUGCCAGAGCCCGGGAAAGCCACGGCCAAAGGGAAAGGAGAGCCACUUCCCGACAAAGCCCCAGAGACGCCAGUGGUGGUGACCGACAAGGAGAAGAGCGCUGCUGCCGGCAAUCCAGCCAGGAAAAUCAGGAUAAACCGGGAAACCGGCAAGAAGAUCGUGGGCACGGAGUACCCGGCAGCCAUGGAGGAGAUCCCCGAGGUCACCGAGGUGAAUGGAGCCAAAGCCAAACCCGAGAGGGUGAAAAGCAAAACCCGGAGAAAAAUCCCCACCAGUGAUGGCUCCGGCUCCACACUGGUGGACUACACCAGCACCAGCUCUGCGGGUGGCAGCCCGGUGAGGAAGGGCGAGGAGAAGGUGGACACAAAAAAGACCGUGAUUAAGACCAUGGAGGAGUAUAACAGUGACACCAGACCCCCAGCGGAAGAUGAGAUAGUGAUCGUGCAGGUGCCUCGCUCCAAGUGGGAGAAGGAAGACUACGAGACCGAUGAAGAUGAAGGGAAGAUGGCAGCAGCGGCUGCAGCAGCCGCUUCGGGCUCUGGCAAAGCCUUGGUACCUGGCGCGGGGGCCAAGGCUGUGAACCCAGGGAAACCGGCCGAGAGAGAGGUUGGCCUCGCAGAGAAACCACCGAAAGUCAGCAAAGACGCGAGCGGGGAGGAAAGUCACCAGGUCAGGCCGCCGGCCAAGGGUCCGCCUCCGACAGAGAAAGCGGCCAAACCCAAAGAGAAGGAGCACGGCCCCUCAGACAAGGAGACGUCUGAGAAGAGGAAAGCUUCAACUCUGCAGGACAAGGUGGUGAACACAGAACGGGACUGCUGCGAACCAGCCAACAGCACCAAGGCUGCCUCCUCGCAGGCCAAAGAGAAGCCAGCUGAGAAAUCCGACCCGAGUAACCGAGGCUCUUCAAACAAAGAGCCAGCUCCCAGCGGGGACGGCAAGGUGGAGACUGUGGACAAGGAGCAUCCAGCCUCCAAACGCAGGGAGGGCAGCAAGCGUCGGGACUCCCCCAGCAAGAGCAAAGAUCCUCUCCCCAGCCCGAAGGGGAAAGAUAAAGAGCAGCAUGUGGAUGGCGUGAAGAGCAGCGGGGAUUGCAGGAAGAGUGAUCAGAGUCCCGGGAAGGAGAAGAAAACCCCGCAGGGGGAUCAUCGGGCUGCAUCGGACCCCAAAAGUGCCGGGGAGGAGACCAAACCCGAGCCUCUGGGCCGAGAGAGAGAGAAAGCCGUCUCCGAACCGCGGAGCACAAAAGAAAAAGAAUCCAGUGGGAAUAAACCCGUGAAUAGGGCCGAGUCUGCUCCUGAGAAAACCGAGCCAGAGGCUAGUGUGGUGAGGAGCGACAAGGAGCACACACGGAGCAAGGCCCCUGGGCCACUCAGCCGUUCCUCCCGCCAUUCCCGGCACUCGCUGGACUUUGCCAGGGAGACGGACGAGGCCGCCUUUGAGCCAGACUACAGCGAGAGCGAUAGUGAGAGCGAGGCAGAGCAGGCCCUGAGGAACUCCUCCACGGCCACCGGAGAGGCCAGGGAGGCCAAGGUCAGCAAGAGCCAUAGCAGCCGGAGUGGCAGCGGGAGCCCCAGCGAGAACCACAGCAGCAGCGGCAGCUCGGAGGACACGCAGGACAGCAAGAAGAAGAAGCGCAAGAAGGAGAAGAAGAAACACAAGAAGCACAAGAAGCACAAAAAACACAAGAAGCACUCGGGUGCCGAGACAGAGGCCGACAAAACCCAGAGACACAAACACAAAAAGAAAAAGUCUAAAAAGAACAAGGACAAAGAGAAAGACAAGGACAGUGACCAGAAAGUGCGAUCGUCUGUCAUCGUGCGAACGUCAGAAACUGAUUAGACCUGUUCCCGUCUGAUUGGCGUCUGAUCAGAUCCUGUAGCUGAAUUGAUUCGUUCUAAGCUUUGUAAAUAUUCACUGAGACAUUGCUAGUCUGCGCUGACUCUACGGCAACUGGAGAUUUUGUUUUCUGUAACAUUGAAGGUUUAUAAAUUAGCAAAAAUUUGUACAGAAUUAUGUUUGCCCAUCGUGAUUGGGCAGAAUACGCUGCAAGGUUUUUAAGUGAACUAUCAGACGACACUGGGAACUACUGUGAAAAAGUUUUUCACUUUUUUUUUAUAGCCACAUAUAAGAGCUGACGGUGUAAUUAAUGUAAAUGUUUUGGCUGGAUAAUUCGCAGUAUACAGUAAAGGCUCGGUAUGUCAUCUUUUGACUGAAUAAAUUUUCAUUGAAUUCA